This is a messenger RNA of Salvia hispanica, 1542 nucleotides long. Its product is annotated as hydroxymethylglutaryl-CoA lyase, mitochondrial-like. Gene Ontology annotation, biological process: ketone body biosynthetic process; L-leucine catabolic process. Gene Ontology annotation, molecular function: hydroxymethylglutaryl-CoA lyase activity. Lineage: Eukaryota; Viridiplantae; Streptophyta; Magnoliopsida; Lamiales; Lamiaceae. The record is from RefSeq and is a predicted model, not a curated record.
AAAUUUGUAAAUUAGGGAUACGGAACGGUCUCAAUUGGUAAAAUACGGUCCAAUUUCGGAUAAUCUUCCUUAGGAGGAUAACACAGUCACCAACAUAAUCCGUGACAUCCAAUUUUUUAUAUUAUCCAAUUCUCUGAAGUUUCUGUUCGUUUUUUUGGCUGAUUCGAUGUUGUUGCCAGAGUCUGUGAGCAAGCUAUCGAGGUUUAGGUCAAUCCGAUACAGAAAGUAUUUUUCCUUGUUCGCCCUUGGUGAUGAAAUGGAUAGUAAAGUUGCUGGAAUAGGAGAUCGCUGUUUCUGGAAGCAUGCUGAGUUUAGAAAUGAAAAAGAAGCAUCUUUAUCAAAUGAAACAAAGAGAUCCCUCUUCAAUCGAGAUCUUGCAUUUCUUGAACUUGCUGCUUACCAGAACCUGAAUCGUCAUAACAGCUCCCAGUACCAUACUGGGGAGAUUAAACACAAGCUGUUGGGUUCUAUGCCGAAGUUUGUGAAGAUAGUGGAAGUUGGUCCUAGAGAUGGACUGCAAAAUGAGAAGGAGAUUGUGCCAACAUCUGUAAAAGUGGAACUAAUAAAGAUGCUAGUUUCUUCAGGGUUGCCUGUUGUUGAGGCCACUAGUUUUGUCUCACCAAAAUGGGUACCUCAGCUAGCCGAUGCAAAGGAUGUAAUGUCAGCCAUUCAGGGAUUUGGGCAUUCUAGAUUUCCUGUUUUGACCCCAAAUCUCAAAGGUUUUGAGGCCGCUAUGGCAGCUGGGGCAAAAGAAGUAGCAGUGUUUGCUGCUGCGUCCGAGUCAUUUUCCCGUUCAAAUUUAAAUUGCAGCAUUGAAGAUAGUCUUGCUCGGUACCGUGAUGUUGCCCUUGCUGCUAAAAACCACAAAGUUCCUGUUCGUGGAUAUAUAUCAUGUGUUGUGGGUUGUCCUAUGGAAGGAGCAGUACCUCCAUCAAAAGUAGCAUAUGUUGCUGAAGAACUUAUAAAUAUGGGCUGUACUGAAAUAUCCCUUGGUGAUACGAUCGGUGUUGGCACUCCUGGUACUGUCAUUCCGAUGCUUGAAGCUGUGCUUAAUGUUGUUCCUAUCGAGAAACUUGCAGUGCACUUUCACGACACUUACGGGCAAGCCCUUUCAAACAUUUUGUUAUCACUCCAAAUGGGCAUCAGCACGGUGGACUCCUCCAUUUCGGGGCUUGGUGGAUGCCCAUAUGCUAAAGGUGCUACCGGAAAUGUGGCUACUGAAGAUGUGGUUUAUAUGCUCAACGGCGUGGGAGUGAAAACAAACGUGGAUCUCGGAAAACUCAUUUUGGCUGGAGAUUAUAUUUCGAAAUAUUUGGGUCGACCCUCGGGUUCUAAAGCUGGCAUCGCGUUGAGCAGAACCUUGAGUAAUGCUUCUAAGCUUUAAGUUGAAGGAAGCAACAUCUCGUCUCUUACCAAUAGGCAUCUCGAUUCCAGAAGAUGCGUAUUUGAUUAACUAAAUGUGUAUAUAGUUAAUCUAUCAGCAGUGUACUUUCGUAUUUAUAUUGUUUUUAAAUAAUAGGAAACACAUUUAUUUUGGAUUGA